AUGUCAAAUCACGGUACACAUCAAGUUUUUCCUAUUGUGGAGAAGACGGACAAGCAAAGUAAAUACGUCAAAUGUUGGAAGCAGUCUUCAAAUAGUACUGAAGAAAAAAAUAUGCCUCUCGGGGAGGAAGCUCACAAAUAUUUACCAUGCAGGGAAUUCUUCACUCAAAUAUUUAAUCUAAAUGCGCUUAUCAACAUCUGUACCGGAGAAGAACAUAAAUGUGAAGAAGGUAAUAAAACAGGUAAUUGGUUUUCAAGUGUAACUGUACAUGAAAAACAUGAUGCUGGACAGAAGGCCUGUAUUUGUAAAGAAUGUGGCGUAGCAUUUUGGAUUACCUCACCUCUUCGUAAACAUCAGAGAACGCACACUGGAGACAGGCUUUUUAAAGGUAGAGAAUGUGCUGAAGCUUUUAGUCCGCCCACAAAUAUUAAAGAAUAUCAGAAAACUGAUAGAGGAGAGAAACCUUUUCAGUGUAGACAAUGUGGCAGUGUCUUCACGGAGUCCUAUAAUCUUGCUGAGCAUCAGUGUAUUCAUUCUGGUGAGAAGACUUCUAUUUGUAGAGAAUAUGAUAAGGCCUUUAGGCGGUCCUCAACCAUUACUACUCAUCAGACAAUUCCUACCAGAACGAAGCCUUCCACAUGUACACAAUGUGGCAAAAUAUGUACAGACUCCUCAACCCUUACCCGACAUCAGAGACUCCGUGCUGGUGAAAAGCCUUGUAUAUGUAAGGAAUGUGAUAAAACCUUUUGCCAGUUCUCAGUCCUUUAUCAUCAUCAGAAAAUUCAUGCUGGAAAGAAGCCCAAUAUAGGUACAGAAUGCUACCAAGCCUCUGGACGCUCUUCAACCCUUACUCACCAUCAGAAAAUUCAUACCAGAAAGAAUCCUUGUAAAUGUAAACAAUGUAGCAAAGCAUUUCCACUGUCCUCAACCCUUACUCAACAUCAGAGAGCUCAUACCGGUGUAAAACCAUAUAAAUGUACACAAUGUGGCAAAGCGUUUACCCGCUACUCACACCUUACUCUUCAUCAGAGAAUUCAUACCGGAGAGAAGCCUUAUGAAUGUAGACAGUGCUGCAAAUCCUUUAGUGACUCCUCAUGCCUUACUGUCCAUCAGAGAAUUCAUACCGGAGAGAAGCCCUAUGAAUGUAGACAAUGCAGCAAAUCCUUUAGGUGCUCCUCAAACCUUACUGUACAUCAGAGAAUUCAUACUGGAGAGAAGCCUUAUGAAUGUAAACAGUGUGGCAAAGCAUUUACCCAAUCCUCACGCCUUACUGUCCAUGAGAGAAUUCAUACCGGAGAGAAGCCUUAUGAAUGUAGACAGUGCUGCAAAUCCUUUAGCGAAGCCUCACGGCUUACUGUCCAUCAGAGAAUUCAUACUGGAGAGAAGCCUUAUGAAUGUAAACAAUGUGGCAAAGCAUUUCGCCUUUCCUCGUCCCUUAUUAACCAUCGGAAAAUUCAUACCGGAGAGAAGCCAUAUGAAUGUAGACAAUGCAGCAAAUGCUUUAGCUACCCCUCACACCUUUCUAUCCAUCAGAGAAUUCAUACUGGAGAGAAGCCUUAUGAAUGUACAGAGUGUGGCAAAGCAUUUCGGUCGUCCUCACACCUUAACAAGCAUCAGAAAAUUCAUACAGGAGAGCUUUAUAACUGUAUACAAUGCAACAAAGCAUUUACUGACUCCUCUUACUUUCAUAUGCACCAGAGAAUUCAUUCUGGAGAGGUGUCUCUUGAAUGUAAACAAUGUGGCAAAGCAUUUACCCGCUCCUCAAACCUUAUUCGACAUGAGAGAAUUCAUACCAGAGAGAAGCCUUACGUAUGUACACAAUGCAGCAAAUCCUUUAGCUGCUCCUCAGGCCUUACUGUCCAUAAGAGAAUUCAUACUGGAGAGAAGUCUUACGAAUGUAACCAAUGUGGCAAAGCAUAUACCCGCUCCUCACACCUUACUCGACAUCAGAGCGUUCAUACCCAUGCAAAACCCUAUAAAUGCACACAAUGUGGAGAAGCAUUUACACUCUCCUCAGUCCUUACUCAACAUCAGAGGGUCCAUUCUGGUGAAAAGACGUAUAUGUAAAAAAUGUGACAAAACCUUUUGCCAGUUCUCAGUUCUUU
This is a messenger RNA of Pteronotus mesoamericanus, 2105 nucleotides long. Its product is annotated as zinc finger protein 345-like. The coding region runs from base 1 to 2067 and encodes 688 amino acids. Gene Ontology annotation, cellular component: nucleoplasm. The transcript has a single exon. The record is from RefSeq and is a predicted model, not a curated record. Gene Ontology annotation, molecular function: RNA polymerase II cis-regulatory region sequence-specific DNA binding; DNA-binding transcription repressor activity, RNA polymerase II-specific. Gene Ontology annotation, biological process: regulation of transcription by RNA polymerase II. NCBI's taxonomy places the organism in Eukaryota, Metazoa, Chordata, Mammalia, Chiroptera, Mormoopidae.